Molecule: messenger RNA, 1167 nt
Organism: Ylistrum balloti
Lineage: Eukaryota; Metazoa; Mollusca; Bivalvia; Pectinida; Pectinidae
Product: FMRFamide peptide receptor frpr-18-like
Exons: 1
Coding region: 1-1167 (388 amino acids)
Biological process (GO): G protein-coupled receptor signaling pathway
Cellular component (GO): plasma membrane
Molecular function (GO): G protein-coupled receptor activity
Source: RefSeq, a predicted model, not a curated record
AUGAACGACAGUGCAUGCGCGUACGACUACUCUGUAGUAGAGGAUCUUCAAGGGAAGAACAUCACAGAGGAUGAUAAGCUAAAAUGGCCAUGUGAGCUGAGAACUCUGUGGGUAGACAUCCUCCCAUUUGUAACACUUGUCAGAGGUCUUCUUUCUUACGGUACAUCCAUAGUAAUCAUACUUGGUCUAAUAGCCAAUUGUUUGUCUUUCAUUGUCCUGACCCGGAAGCACAUGCGAAAGUCAACCACUAACUUGUAUCUGUCGGUUUUAGCAGUAUUUGAUUCGCUCUCACUUACCAUGAACUUCAUGAUCGGAGUAUUGAGGGGUCAAAAUUUGACCAUCAACAAGGAUUUCCAGGAUCACGAAUCACUCUGCAAAUUUCAUGGGGUUAUUGUGGAGCUCUUCAACCUGCUAUCAGUCUGGGUAAUUCUAUCGUUCACGGUGGAAAGAUUUAUAAUGAUAAAAUUUCCCCUGAAAGCCAAGGCAUUAACCGUUCAGCGGGCGGCACUCGCCAUCAUCGGAGUAUCAUCGGCUGUUUUCCUCUUCUCAAUGCACAAAAUCGCCGUUUCCGGUUUUGAGGGAGACUCUGUGUUUGGAUACAAAGCAUGCAAAACACGGCGAGCAAUUUUCCCGGAAAUCAUAUAUUUUUAUGUGGCAUUCAACACAUGGUUGCCAACGUUCAUCAUUGUUGGUCUCAACGCAUUAAUCAUUUUCGAAAUCCGGAAAAAUCAAAUCAAACGGAAGGCCAUGACUACCACAUCGUUAACCAAGAAAGACGAAAAAGCAACUAAGCUGCUGCUUGUUGUUUCAAGCACUUACGUGAUUCUGAUUUUGCCUCUAGGCUUGAUUCAGUCGACCGAGUUGAUUUGGAACACGACAGCUAAAGUCAAUCCCGGGUAUCCAGGUUACAUAGAUUACCAGUCAACUAAAAUCAAACUCAAAUGGGCUAGGGCAUUCUUCUUUUUCUUCUACCAGUUUAACUUUGCGAUCAACUUCUUUCUAUAUGUUUCAUCCUCAUCUGCAACAAGGUUUCAGGCAACCUUGAGAAAACUGUUCGGAUUGAAGGUCAAGGAAGAGGAAAUGACGUGGAUGCGCACACAAGCCACGAAAAGUAAUGCUAUUGCGCCAAAUGCACCGUCGGCAUCUGUAGUACCAGUUGAAUCGUAG